GUGUGUGUGUGUGUUUGAUUGACAGCUGCUGGAGGAGUAUGGGUACGACUGCCAGCGCUGCUCCCCAGCCCACGCUGCAUGAGAGUUUCCACGGCAACGGGAUGACGGACAGCAGGCGGUCGGCGAGCUCCGCCUCCUUCCAGGCGCUCAGCAUCCACAACAACAAGGCCAAGUCCAUCAUCACUAAUAAAGUGGCUCCUGUGGUCAUCACGUAUAACUGCAGACAGGAGUUUCAGAUCCACGAUGAUGUCCUCCGUACAAACUAUAAAGUUGGGAGGAUCUCGGACAACAUGCCUGAGCACCAUCUGGUCCAGGGAUCCUUCUUCAUGGUGCAGGACGUGUUCAGUAAAGCAGACGUCCUCAGCACCAGCUCCUCGUACGGAGCGCCCAACUUCCGCCGGAGCAAAGGCAGCUUCCCGCUGUACGGCAUGGGCCAGCCCAGCCUGGGUGGCUUCAAACAGGUCCUCCAGAGACUGCAGGGCGAAGGCCAUCAGGAGGUGAUUUUCUUCUGUCUGCGUGAGGAGCCGGUGGUGUUCCUGCGUUCGGACGGAGACUUUCUCCCCUACACUCCCAGGAGGAAGGAGAACCUUCAUGAGAACCUGCACGAUCUCGGACGCCAGGCGUGCUCGGAGAACCUGGAGCUCACCAUCAGACGAGAGCUUCACGACUUCGCCAAACUCAAUAACAACGUGUUUUACGUCUACAACGACAUCGAGCAUUUUAAAGGAGAGCCCCAGAAGAUCUGCAUCAGCGGUGAAGAAGACAUGCACGUCACCGAGGAGGUGUACAAGCGUCCGCGCUUCACCAUGCCCUCGUACAGGUAUUACCGUCUGCCGCUGCCCACGGAGCGAGCGCCGCUCGAGGAACAGUUCGAUGCCUUCGUCAACGCUCUCCGGGAGAAUCCGUCUCUGUCCUUGAGUCGUGACGCGUCGCGGUCUCUUCCCGCUCUGCUGUUCAGCUGUCAGGUGGGAGUCGGCCGAACGAAUCUGGGAAUGAUCCUGGGAUCUCUGGUGAUGAUGCACCUGACACGGGCGACCCAGGAGCCCUCAGCACCAGCCGAAGAGGAUGUGACAGAGAAACCCAAAAUGCAGUUCUGGGUUAUUCAGACCCUCAUCAGUAAGCUGCCUAAAGGUCAAGAGGUCAUGGAAGAGGUGGACAGAGCCAUCGAUCUGUGCUCGGAGAUGCACGACAUCCGAGAGGCGAUUUACGAGAACAAACAGAAGCUGGAGGGAAUCGGCGAAGACUAUCAGAUCCAGGGAAGCAGCACUAAAGAUUACUUCCUCCAUCGAACUCUACAGAGUCUGGAGCGAUAUUUCUACCUGAUCGUCUUUAACGCUUACCUGCAUGAACAGUAUCCGCUGGCGUUCGCCUGUAGUUUCAGCCAAUGGAUGUGCUCUCACGCCUGGAUGUACCGCCUCCUCUCCUGCAUGAACCAAUCAGAGCUCAGAGCACCAGCGGACCUGCUCACGAAAGGAGCUCGAGUUCUGGUUGCAGAUGAAUAUUUAGCGCCUGACGUUCUGAGCACCAUUAAGCAGAUGAAAGUGGCUAAUUUCAGACGAGUGUCCAAGAUGUCAAUCUAUGGGAUGGCACAGCCCACAUCUGAGGCGACCGGAGCCGUUCUGGAGUAUCUGACGGAUGAGAAGAGGAAGCACAGCAGUGUAUUGUGGGUGAAUUUGCAGGAUGAGCUGGUUGUGGAGGGUAACGGCCAGAUCUUCUGUCCCAGAGAGCCCACGCGUGUGGACCAGCACAUAUGUGUGCCCUCGUCCCAGACGCAGCAGAUCGAGAUGCUGGAAACGGCUCUGAAAGAGGAACUCGUGGGAAGUCAGAAAUGGCUUGAAGUGACUCUGGAGCAGGAGAAGCAGAUGAAGAUGUUCAAGAGCUGUGUGACGGUGCAGGAGAUCUUUAACCAGCACAAGAGUUCACACCAGGGCCUGCGGUACACACGGAUACCCUUCCCAGAAUGCUCUGCUCCGACUGAAGAGGGUUUUGACAGGCUGCUGGAGGCGAUGAAGUCUUGUCUCGCUGAAGACUCUCUCUCUGCGUUUGUCUUUAACUGCUCUAAUGGUAAAGAACGGACGACCACAGCAAUGGUGAUCGCUGCGCUCACGCUCUGGCACUUCAACGGUUUUCCAGAGUCUUGCGAGGAUGAAAUCGUAAGCGUUCCUGAUGCCAAAUACACAAAGGGCGAGUUUGAGGUGGUGAUGAAGCUGGUGCGCUUGCUCCCUGACGGUCACCGGAUGAAGCGGGAGGUGGAUCUGGCGUUAGACUCGGUCAGUGAGACCAUGACGCCGCUGCACUAUCACCUGCGAGAGAUCAUCAUCAGCACCUACAGACAGGUAGGGGGCGCUCUGUCAUCUCAUCUACUGACAGAACAUAUGUACUGCCUGAUGCUAGCUUUCUUAAAACCGCCAGCUUUAAUCUGAUUGGCUGGUUCACAG
Carassius gibelio (silver crucian carp) is the source of this 2438-nucleotide messenger RNA. Its product is annotated as paladin-like. Bases 39 to 2423 code for a protein of 794 amino acids. The record is from RefSeq and is a predicted model, not a curated record. The transcript has 17 exons. NCBI's taxonomy places the organism in Eukaryota, Metazoa, Chordata, Actinopteri, Cypriniformes, Cyprinidae.